UUAUUUUUAUUCGGUUUUAGUGCUUGUUGGUAUUUACGCGGUGCUGUAUAUUUUCUUAAAAAAAAUUGCCGAAUCAUAAUGGAAAAUUAGUCGAAAAAUCCAAGAUGCAGUCCGACGUCGAAAUUGUGAUUAGCGGCGUCUCGGGGAGGUUUCCUUAUUGCAAAGACUUCGAGGAAUUUAGGGACGUGUUGCUCGAUGGAAUCGAAUUGCCUAGGGAAGAGGACACGAGGCAUCCAAGAGGAAUAUGGGGCUUACCGACCAGAGUAGCCACCAUGAACGACGUCGACAAAUUCGACGCCUCCUUCUUCAACAUGCACCCCAAACUAGCCGAAUGCACGGACCCCAAGCAGCGGAUCCUCCUCGAAACCGUCUUCGAAGCCAUCGUAGAUUCCGGCUACAACCCGAGCGAGCUCAGAGGCUCGAACACCGGCGUCUACCUCGGCAUUUCCUCGCCCACCCACGUCGAUUCCUACCACAAGAAAGACACCGGCGGCUACACGAACCUGGGCUACCCGCUGGGGAUGACGGCCAACCGGAUCUCCUACAACUUCGACCUCAGAGGGCCCAGCCUGUCGUUGGACACGGCCUGCUCGAGCGGCCUCUACGCCCUGGUGGUGGCUGUUAACCAGAUGAAGGCCGGACUGGUGGACAACGCGGUGGUCUGCGCUGCGAAUUACAUCUGCCACCCGCACGAGAGCUUGGAGUUCAACCGGCUGAACAUGCUGUCGCCUGUGGGUGAAUGCAAGGUGUUUUCGAUCGAGAGGGACGGGUACGCGCGGUCCGAGGCGAUCGUGGUGUACCUGCUGCAGAAGCGACGGGACUGCAGGCGGCUGUACGCCACGAUUUUGGGCGCCAAGUACAAUUCCGACGGGUUCAAGAAGGAGGGCGUCACGUUUCCGUCGAGCGAGGCGCAGUUCGGCUUGAUGAGGGAGGUUUACAUCGAAGCCGACGUGGAUCCUAACGAGGUUGUGUUCGUCGAGGCGCACGGAACAGGAACUAAAGUGGGGGAUAUACAGGAAUGCGAGGCGCUGACGAGGUUGUUUUGUUCGAAGAGAGAAGCGCCUCUCCCGAUCGGCGCUGUGAAAUCUAACAUGGGUCACUCGGAAAUUUCCUCGGGAUUGUGCUCCUUGGCUAAGGUGGUGAUAGCUAUGGAGACGGGCGUAAUUCCAGCGAAUAUACACUUGGAUAAACUCGAUUUAACGUUGCCUGGAAUAUGCGACAAUAAACUUCAGGUCGUCGGUAAAAACAUGAAGCUGGAAAAAGGACCCAUUGGAAUGAAUUGUUUCGGUUUCGGCGGAGCCAAUACUCACGUUAUACUAACAUCGAAUGCGAAGGAGAAAACCAACAAUUACAAACGUCCAAAUUACAGAUUAGUACAAGCUUCCGGAAGAACCGAGGAAGGUCUCAAGCGCGUUUUCGCGUCUAUACAAUCCAACCGAGUCGAUCAAGAAUUCCUAGCUCUGAUCGAUGAAAUACACAAAACGAACAUCGCGGGCUACAAAUACAGAGGUUAUACAGUACUAGGCGAGGGGCCAGUAGCUCACACAACCAAGUACGCCGGCAAGCGACCCGUUUGGUUCGUUUACGGCGGAUUGGGGGCCCAAUGGAACGGCAUGGGUAGAGACUUGCUGAACAUCGAAGUGUUCCAGAAAUCCAUAAAACGCUGCGCCGCUGCUUUAAAAACUUAUGAGAUAGAUUUACUGCAAAUCCUCACCAGCGAUGAUCCAACAAUUUUCGACGAUAUAACCAACUGUAUAUGCGCCAUUGUCGCGCUAGAAAUCGCCUUUACAGAUUUGUUGCAAUCGCUUGGUGUGGUUGCAGAUGGUGUAGUUGGUCAUUCGAUUGGAGAAAUUGGCGAGAGAAAAAUUAGUGAUCCUGUCGUAUUAUUUACAGGAUGUGCUUACGCAGACGGGUCAGUAACAGCCGAGCAAGCCAUACUCCUGGCAUAUACCAUGGGUCACGUCUCAAAAACCACCGAAAUGGUUCGCGGGCAAAUGGCCUGUAUAAAUUUACCGCAGGAGAAACUGCUGGCCGUUCUUCCCGAAGAUGUAUACAUAGCGUGCAGGAAUUCGAAAACUAACUGCACCAUUUGCGGUCCAAGCGACGAGGUGAUGAAACUCGUCAACCAGUUGCACUCGCGAGGGGUUCACGCCAAGCUAAUCAAUUCCUGCGGAGUGGCUUACCACACUAAGUAUGUGACGGAAGCGGGGAAGCGUUUGUUGGGCUUCUGCGGGGAUAUCUUGAACGCCCCCAAACCGAGAUCGAGCAAAUGGGUAUCCAGCUCCGUCCAAUCGAAGGAAACCCCGCAAUGGGCGAAGCUCAGCUGUCCAGAAUACUUCCAAAACAUCAUGUGCAAUUGUGUGGUAUUUGAUCAAGCAUACCAACAAGUGCCAAAAGACGCUAUAAUCGUUGAUAUGGCUCCGCAUGGGUUGUUGCAAAACGUUCUAGAAAAACAGCAAAUCCACGUUGCUCUUGUUGAUAAAAUGAGCGAGAACAACGAGAGGUUCUUCUUAAACGCUAUUGGAAAGAUUUACAUAUCUGGAGGACAACCUAACCUGAGAAGCUUAUACCCAGAAGUCUCCUUUCCCGUUUCGCGUGGAACUAAAAUGAUAUCGCCAUUGAUCGAUUGGGAUCAUAGAAAAUCCUGGUGUUGUGCAAGUUUCAAAAACCGGGAUUCCUUUGGAAGGGAAGUGACUAUUAAUCUGAAGGAUAAGAAAUACUCCUACUUGGAAGGUCACAUUGUAGAUGGAAAAGUUCAGAUGCCUUUCGCUGGAUAUUUGGAAUUAGUCUGGCGAAUGGUGGCCGAUUUCAAUUUGAAGAACAUCGAGGAAUACCCAGUUGUAUUUAAGAACGUGGAAUUAAAACAACCAGCGUGUCUCCACUGCGAUAAAGAGGUUAGUUUUCUGGUGAACGUGAUGUCCCAAUCUGGUGGAUUCGAAAUAUUCCACAACGGAUCACUGGCUUGCUCAGGAAUUAUCCAAUCCGCGAAAAAAGUGGAAUUCGCUCACACAGAAGCCCAAAAACCUGCGAAUCCCGUCAUGAAACGGGAAGACGUUUACAAGGAAUUUCACAUGAGGCAGCGGGAUUACGAAGGCUCUUUUCAAGGUGUUUCUGAGUAUGAUGUGAGUGAUUUCCGCGGAACCAUCGAAUGGAAGAAGAACUUCACCAGUUUCAUUGAUGCCAUGUUUCAAGUUGCUCUGCUUUCGGAUACUUCUAGAGAUUUAGUGGAACCCAGCUUCAUUCUGAAGUUAGUGAUUGAUCCUCUUAAGCAUUUGGACUUAGUGAAGAAGAUACAAGCUAUACCAGUGUCGUACGAUGGGGAGCUGAACGUGGUGAAAUCCGGUGGAGUAGAGAUAGAGGGAAUUGAAUGUAGAAGAGUAGAACGACAAGGGAAUGUUCAACCACCACCAGUACUGGAAUCUUAUGAAUUUGUUCCUUACGAAGCGCCGAAUAAUUUACACGAUUCCGAUACUUCUUUAAGAAUUGCUGCUGCUGUUGUUACUGAGAAUGUGAAAUCGCGAGAUGGAGUAAAAAUAUGCGAAAUCGAUGGACAGGCAACAAUGCAAAAAAUUAAAUCAAUUCUGGACGCGCAAUCGAUUAUAUCAGCAGAUUAUUCAUCUCGAAGUGCAAAAGACACGGACGAUUCGGAAUACGAUUUGAUAAUAGCCGAUGGAAACGUUGAUUUAAAGAAAAUUGUCCCGAAAUUAAAAGAAACCGGUUUCAUGUUAUUAACAGGUGACCACAAAACCGACAAAACCAAUCUAGAAGUCAUAUACGAUGGAGCAGAUGGAAAAAUCCGUUUACUCAGACGGAGAUUCGAGCUGCCCAAAAACUACGACAUCAUCCACAUAAAUUCUCAAAACUCCGAUUGGAUAGAAGAUUUAAAAAGGAUCAUCCACCACCCAAAGUCCGGGACAAUUUAUUUGCUAAACGACAACCAGGACAUUUCCAUCAUCCCGGGCCUAACUAAAUGCCUUCAGUUAGAAGCCAAAACCAAAUUGAACAUCAAAGCGAUUUGCUUAGACCAUAAGAGCCCGAAAUUCUCCACCAGCUGCAAAUUUUACAAGGACCAGCUGGAGAAGAAUUUGACUAUAAACGUCUACAAGAACAACAACUGGGGAACUUACGUGCAUUUACCGCUGAAAGAAAUGGAAAGCAAACACUCAGAAAAUGCCGCCGUUCAAAUCACCACACCUGGAGAUCUAUCAACACUAGUUUGGAUAGAAAGGCCUUUCAAAGGCUUAAGAACCAACAACACUGAUGAUCUCGUUUAUGUGCAUUACUCUGCCUUGAAUUCCACGCACGUGAGCCUAGCCAGCGGUAGGCUUACGGGGGAGACCAAGGCAGCCUUGGGGAUGGAGUUCUCAGGCAUAACGGUUCACGGGAAAAGGAUAAUGGGACUCACUUCGAGCGAGUCCUUAGCUUUACAAACCAACUACAACAGGCAACUAGCUUGGGAGGUUCCCAAGGAUUGGAGUUUAAGGGAUGCAGCGACUGUUCCAUACGCAUAUUCUACUUGUUACUACGGACUAAUAAUUAAAGGCCAAUUGCAACCAGGCGAGUCUAUUUUAAUCCACGCAGCCGCUGGAGGAGUAGGAAUAGCAGCAAUUAACAUUGCACAGUCCAUGGGCUGUCGAAUAUUCAUCACCGUAGGUUCGAAGGAAAAACGAGAUUUUCUGAAGAACUUAUUCCCACAAUUGAAUGACAAUUGCAUCGGUAAUUCGAGGGACACGUCCUUCGAGGCAAUGAUCAAGCUGUGGACGAAAGGCCGGGGAGUGGACAUGGUGGUGAAUUCUUUAAAGGGUCCCUUGUUCGAAGCGUCGAUGAGAUGCUUGGCGGAGAACGGAAGAUUCGUCGAGCUGGGACAAAUGGAUCGUUCGACGAUACCCUCGAAGAUGUUCCUCAGGAACAUCGGCUUCCAAGGGGUGCAAAUCGACCAGGUGCUUCGACGCGACGGAGAUAUUAAAAAGGAGAUUCAUAAUUUGCUGAGUGAAGGUAUAGCUAAAAAUGUUGUCAAACCUUUGCCCAACGAGGUUUAUGAUGCAAACGAAAUAGAAACCGCCUUUAGAUUGGCGGCAUCCGGGAAGCACAAAGGUAAAAUUCUGAUCGAGUUAAGAAAAGAAAAUUCAACGACUUCCAAGUCUCUGAAGCAUUCGAUAAAAGCUAGACCGAAGCUAUUAUUCGACGCAGGGAAAACGUACGUAGUAGUCGAAGAUUCGGACACAUUAGGACUAGAACUGACUGAUUGGUUACUGAGAAACGGAGCCAAAAAAGUCGUGCUCAACUCUAAAUCUACCGUUAACAAAGGCUACCAAUGUUAUUGCUUUCGGAAAUGGUCUGAAUACAAAAACUGCGUAGUCAAAAUCGAUAAUAACGACACAACUACGAUGAAAGGAGCUGAAUCCUUAAUCAAAUCAGCCAAUCAAUUAGGUCCUGUAGGAGGAAUAUUCAACGUUAGUUCAAUGACCAGAAACAUCUCUCUAUCAAACCAAACCAAAGCCGGUUUUGAAGAAGAAGUUACGAGAAGAUUAGCGUCCGGAAGCAACUUGGACGCGGCUAGUCGGAAACUGUGCAAGGACAUCGACUAUUUCGUCGUAUUUUCCUCAAUAGCGUCUGGAAGAGGUGCAGCAGGUCAUUCGAAUUCUGGCAUGGCCAAUUCCGCUUUGGAACAAAUCUGCGAGAAACGCAGAACAGACAACCUACCGGCAUUGGCCGUGCAAUUCGGGCCUAUAGAUGGUGAAAGAAAUGUGAUUUUGGACAAUGAAAAGCCACAAACGAUAGAAUCCUGUUGGAGAGUAUUGGAAACCUUCAUGAAUCAAGAUUCUCAUGUAAUUGUUGCUUCCACUGUUUUCCAAGAUGCUGCUUCGAGGAGACAGCGGUUGUUAAAAGAUACUCCUCUGGAAGCCGUGACAAGGAUUAUUGGAGUAGAUGAUUUAGAUUUGGUGGAUACAACCAUAACGCUGGCAGAAAUUGGAGUUGAUGAUUUAUUGUUGGCGAAAAUUCAAAGCGAAUUACUCGCAGAAUUUAGCAUUGAUUUGAAAUUUGAUGAUUUAUUAAAUCUCACUUUAGAUUCAUUUAAAGUCAUGGAAAACCAAAAGGCUAUUUAAUUUAGAGAAAAAUCCGCAGAGCAGUUUAUUACUAUUAUUGUACAAAUGAAAUAUAAAGUAAGUAUAAAAUGUAAUUAGCUCUGUAUGGUAAAUUAUUUAUACCCCUUCGUUACUGCUCUAUAAUAAAUGUGUUUCCUAAUAAUUUAUGGAUUACCCAAAUUUCAUCUAAAGCUCUCGCUUUAGUAAUUACACGAAAGUAAUUAUUAAUUUAGGAUGAUUCAAUAAAUCUCAGUACAGAUUUAAUUAAAGCUAUGGUAUUCCCA
Phyllotreta striolata is the source of this 6370-nucleotide messenger RNA. NCBI's taxonomy places the organism in Eukaryota, Metazoa, Arthropoda, Insecta, Coleoptera, Chrysomelidae. The record is from the annotation of a GenBank genome assembly.